UCCAGCACCGGGCCCUGCGAUGCCGUUUGGCUGCGUGACGCUGGGAGACAAGAAAGAUUAUAACCAGCCGUCUGAGGUGACCGACAGAUAUGACCUGGGCCAGGUCAUCAAAACGGAGGAGUUCUGUGAAAUCUUCCGGGCCAAGGAGAAGACGACGGGGAAGUUGUACACCUGCAAGAAGUUUCUGAAGCGGGAUGGGCGGAAAGUGCGGAAGGCAGCCAAAAACGAGAUCAUCAUCCUCAAAAUGGUGAAGCACCCCAACAUCCUACAGCUGGUGGAUGUCUACAUCACCCGCAAGGAAUAUUUCAUCUUCCUGGAGCUGGCCACUGGGCGGGAGGUCUUCGACUGGAUCCUGGACCAGGGCUACUACUCGGAAAAGGACACCAGCAAUGUCAUCCGGCAGGUGCUGGAGGCUGUUGCCUACCUGCACUCCCUCAAGAUCGUCCACAGAAACCUCAAGCUGGAGAACCUGGUGUACUAUAACCGCCUGAAGAACUCCAAGAUCGUCAUCAGCGACUUCCACCUGGCCAAGCUGGAGAAUGGGCUCAUUAAGGAGCCCUGUGGCACCCCUGAGUACCUGGCUCCGGAGGUGGUGGGGCGGCAGCGGUACGGGCGGCCGGUGGACUGCUGGGCCAUCGGCGUCAUCAUGUACAUCCUCCUCUCGGGAAACCCCCCUUUCUACGAGGAGGCGGACGAGGAUGACUAUGAGAAUCACGACAAGAACCUCUUCCGCAAAAUCCUGGCUGGGGACUACGAGUUCGACCCGCCGUACUGGGAUGACAUCUCGCAAGCGGCUAAGGAGCUGGUGACACGCCUGAUGGAGGUGGAGCAGGACCAGAGGAUCACAGCAGAGGAGGCCAUCUCCCACGAGUGGAUCUCUGGGAAUGCCGCCUCUGACAAGAACAUCAAGGACGGCGUCUGUGCCCAGAUCGAGAAGAACUUCGCCCGGGCCAAGUGGAAGAAAGCCGUGCGAGUGACCACGCUCAUGAAACGCCUGCGGGCGCCCGAGCAGACGGAGACGGCGGCGGCCCCGGCAGCGACCCCGGCCCCGGCAGCGACUCCGGCCCCGGCAGCGGCUCCGACCCCCACAGCAACUCCAGCCCCGGCAGCGACCCCGGCCCCAGCAGCUACCCCGGCUCCGGCAGCACGCCGCCCGCCGCCACGUGUGACGAGGCCGGGGCCGCCGCCGAGCCCCCCGGCGAGCAGAGCGGCUGAGCGGCCCCGCGCCCCCUGUAGAUAGCCCCGGCAUGGCCCCCAGCCCCGCCUGCGCCCCCUUUUCUACGUGCCCCGCCGGAGAGCCGGCCGCGGGGCAGAGCCCUGCAUGGCGCCCGUUCCCCCGUGUCCUCGCAGCUCUCUCAGUCUGUCCCCCGCCGCCGUCCCCUGCCCCGGGGAUGCCCAGAGACGCGGGGCAGCCCCUGGCCCCGCAGCGCUGGGGGCAGCGCGGGGCCCGGGACCGCGGGCGGGGCCGCCCGGGACGGAGCGGGGCCGUCCCGGAGACCCCCUCUGCGUCCCGGCAUCCCCGGGGGGCACACGGGGACCCCCGCCCGGGGGCAGCCGCACGGCCCCCACGCGU
This is a messenger RNA of Passer montanus (Eurasian tree sparrow), 1573 nucleotides long. It is a transcript of the gene CAMKV, whose product is annotated as CaM kinase like vesicle associated. Gene Ontology annotation, molecular function: ATP binding; calcium/calmodulin-dependent protein kinase activity; calmodulin binding. The record is from RefSeq and is a predicted model, not a curated record. Bases 20 to 1240 code for a protein of 406 amino acids. NCBI's taxonomy places the organism in Eukaryota, Metazoa, Chordata, Aves, Passeriformes, Passeridae. Gene Ontology annotation, biological process: peptidyl-serine phosphorylation. Gene Ontology annotation, cellular component: intracellular anatomical structure. The transcript is spliced from 11 exons.